CGUCCCCGUAGACUGUGGAACGGAUUAUACUCGCAGAGAGAGAGGGAGGGAGAUGCAUAGGCACUGUCUUAGCACACACUGAAUACCCUGCCUCCAAUCCUCUACACUGCACCGUGCACUCACUCCGCUCUCUUUCCUCCAUCACAUACUACUGUGCAGACACAAACACACCACUGCCAUGUAGAAUCUCGGCCAGAAGGGGACACCAACCUGCCCGGGACCAGGAGCCAGAGAGAUGCUGACCUACACACGUGCCAGUAUCAUUUCUGGCUUGGAGCCCACAGAGCUGUCAGCCCCACAUACCCAGGGCCAAGAGGAGACAGGGGACAUGAACAGUACGGAGAACAUCAGGGAUAACGAGCAGAGACGGAAGUAGACUGCAGUCUCUGUCGAGAGAAGAGAAAGGAUUCCAUGAUCUCUGCAGGUGAUGCCGAGUUCCCACGAGAUUACCACACCCUGGCUGCCAGGGGCGGCCGUGGGGCACGGCGCUUCCAGGACAACAGCAAUGGGGGGUUCACGUCUUCCUCGCUGGACCGCCGGCACAACUCUGUGGCUGCUAAGAGCUUGGAGGCCCUGAACAGCAUGCACAAGGCGGACAUCGAACGGCAGCGAGACGCCCUGAUGGACCUCCAGAAGAACAAGUACACAAACAGUCCGGGCAGCUUGUCACAAGGCUCCGCUGCUGCUGGCCGACAGCAACAACCAAACUACUGGAGCUUCAAGAGCCGUACGCCCCGCGUGACCCGACUCAGCCCAACUCAGCCGGCUCUCGCAGACCAGGCCAGCAGGGUUUCUUUUGCCUCAGCUGAAAAUCUGGAGACCAUGUCCGAACCCGACAUCCCCAUCGGCUUCAACCGGAUGAACCGGCUUCGCCAGAGUCUUCCACUGGCCCGCUCGUCUAGCCAGGCCAAACUGCGGGCACCAGGAAUCCUUUUCCUCCAGCUCGGGGAGGAAAUUCGCAGGGUCCACCUGACCCAUGAGCUGACCAGCCUGGACACCCUGAGGGCCCUGAUUGUUCACAUGUUCCCCCAGAGGCUCACCAUGGCCAUGCUCAGGUCCCCCAGCACAGCUCUACUAAUCAAGGAUGAGACCCGUAACGUCUUUUAUGAGCUGGAGGACCCGCGGGAUGUCCAGGACCGCUGCGUAAUUAAAAUCUACUGCAAAGAGCCCAUCUACGGCACUUACCCCGGACACCACAAUCCCCACAUCGCCAACGGAGACUUGAGAAGGGAGAUGGUACAUGCGCCCCAGGACUCUCCAUCAAACCGUCGCCUCGGUAACCCCGCCAUGUCCUCCCAGCAUUCGUCAUCCUCUGCUUCACCUCCUCAAGGCUCGCCGUCCCGUGCCCGCCUGCUCUACAGCUCCGGGAGGCCUUCGUCCUACGCGGGGCCGCCCCACCACACCCACUCCCUGCCUCACCCACACUCCCAGUCCCACCACUCCUCCCCCCUCCAGCAGCCCCAGCUCCACCAGCCCCACCACACCCAGUCAGCCUUCUGUACCUCCUCCAGCGCCAUCCUGGAGCGCAGGGAUGUGAAGCCUGAUGAUGAGGUGGGCGGUUCCAGGAGCAUGGUGCUGCUGCGAGGAGAUGGAGGUGGGAUCUACGCAGACCCGUACGCUUUGGGCCCAGACACGAGUCGGCUGAGCCUUGCGGGAGGUCCUCACUCUCCUCUGCCUGCCCGAGCCGACCCCUACGCCUCCUUAUACCGCCGCGGGGGAGGACCAGGUCCAGGAUCAGUUCGAUCGCUCACCUCCUACUCUGCUGCAGCGUUACAGGGAGAGCUAAUGGAAAGCGGUGUUCUCUACAGGCCCGGGGGGCCACUGUACAACGACGCCUACACUGCUUCCAUGCUGGCAAUGGGUCUGAGGGUUCCACCACCCUCUUCUCCUCAGAAGAUACCCGAUAUGAGGGAUUCCUACGGGGGGACUAUGUCCACUCGUGGUUCUCCAGGGAGGCAGAGUUUAAGAAGGGACUCCGUCACCUCCUCUGUGUUUGGCGACAGCCCCAAAGUCCGGGUCCAGGGUCCAGGGUUGGGUCUGACAGCAGAGCAGCUCUGCCUGAUUGGUGGAGGUGAUGGAGGAGGCAGCACUGGAGGAUAUGGGUCACCACUGAUGGGGAAUGAGACUGAGACCAGGGAGCGAAUGGAGGCGAUGGAGAAGCAGAUAGCAAGCCUAACGGGGUUGCUGCAGAGAGUACUGACCAGAGCGCCUGAAGCUGAAAGUCCGGAGAAGCUCGAGUCGGCCAGUGACUGUUCAGGAAAUGACCCUGGACAAACAAAAAAAAAGAAAGCUCUGACACCAUCUGCUCCCCUGGCUCUGAUGCCACCUCCAUGUUCGGGGGCCAACCAGCCCGUAGCAGUGUCCCGUAUGCAGAUGCAGCUCCACCUCCAAGGCCUGCAGCAGAACACCAAUGCCCUGCGCAAGCAGCUGUCACAGCUGCGCAACAUGCAGCUGGAGAACCAGGACUCCGUUCUGUCUCUGCUGCGUCAGACUGAGUCCGAGCUGAGCCUCAUGAUGCUGGACGCCAUGCGACCCCAGGAGGACCCGCUCCAAAGACAGCGGCUCCUAGUGGAAGAGGAGCGGCUGAAGUACUUGAACCAGGAGGAGCUGCUCAUCCAGCAACUGCACGACCUGGAGAAAUCUGUUGAGGAGCUGCAGAGGACCUCGUCUGUCAACCACGGCCUGGUGACGGAGCAAGAGGUGGAGCAGAAGAGCAAAGAGCUGAGGAUGUUGGGAGAAACUCUCGCCGAACUCAAAAGCCAGUUCCCCAGCCUGCAGAGUAAGAUGCGAGUGGUGCUGAGGGUGGAGGUGGAGGCUGUUAAGUUCCUAAAAGAGGAGCCUCAACGCCUGGAAGCUCUACUGAAACGCUGCAACACCAUGACUGAUGCUCUCAGCACACUUCGCAGACAAGUCUCAGAAGGCUUGUGGAAGACCCCCGAAGACCUUUCCAGUCAAUCCCAGAAGAGAUCAGACGACCUGAGCCGCAGCUCUGACCUGGACAUCCUGAACAGUCCUCCUCUCAGCCUCAGUGACCUGAGCACCAGCGCCGGUCUGGCCAACUGGAUGCCCCUGUCCUCCUCUGCCAGCGAAGCCGACACCUCCGGUCCUGAGCAGGACGUCCAGUCCUCCAUGACCUUCAGAAACCGAGUCCUGGAUGAGCUGCCCAGUCGACGCCCUGCAGACAAAGCCGUGUCAGCCGAAGUCAGACUGGCGGCCGAGCGGGACUGGGAGGAGAAACGUGCCAGUUUGACCCAGUUCAGCGCCCAGGACAUCAAUCGCCUGCUGGAAGAAACCCAGGCGGAGCUGAUGAAGGCCAUCCCAGACUUGGACUUUGCUGCCAAGCACAUAAACAAACCGGCAGUGCCCCCCAAACCUCAGAUUACCCUCCCAAUAAGCUCCACCACAGCUACUUCUUCGGCUGCCGGGAGCACUGGGACCACAGCCACCACUACGUCCAGUGGGGAGCAGCAGCCUGGCAAGGUGCAGCUCGCUGCUCAGAAGCUCAACAGCAUGGAGGGUGGCGGCUCACAUCGAGGGUCUGUGGACCUCAGCAUAACCAGAUACAAAACAGAAAAACCGUCCAAGUCUCCUCCGCCACCUCCCCCUCGCCGAAGCUUCCCGUCGGCUCACGGCCUCACCACGAACCGGACCGGAGAGGUAAUCGUCACCAGCAAGAACCAGAAGAUCGAAGAAGAUGGCGACUUGCCAAAAACUCUGGUGAAGCUAAGAAGGACCCCCUCAGACACACCCCGGCCAGCCUCCACUCCACCUGUGAUCGCCGCCUCGGCCAUUCAGGACGAAGAUGACGAAGAGAAGAUCCUCGCUGAGCUAGAGAAUAGCAGUAACUCGCCAGGACCAAUGAAAGGUCCCACCGUCGCAGCCCGACUCAAACACCUUCAACAGGGCAGCCUGGAGAGACCAAAAACCCGCAAGCAGAAAGAGGAUUUCCCCAAAGUCCAGGGCCAGCAGCAGGUAUUCCACUUCUAACCCCUCUGACGCUCCGCCUGCCUCUCCUCUCUGCUGUCACUUCAGAGGAAGCUCCGCCUCUUUGUCCCAGAAGACUCUGUGAGGGAGCACAAACUGAUUUUCACCUCCUCCUCUUGUGUGUUUUAAUGUUUGGGGUGGCUGGAUUUGGACGAGCUUGUGGAAGCAUCAAGUUUUUGUCCAGUGUGUUAGAUUUUUUUUUUUUUUUUUUUCCACUGACUAACCUAAAUUCAGUCAGAAAAAUUCUGAUCGCUCAUCCUGUUAAAACUGCUGCCUUUAAAUAGCCAGAAGGAUACAGCUUAUUAUGCAGAAUGAUUCGAGUGAGGUUAUCCUACAUACGAGUUUAAUUCAUGCUGGAAAUGGAUUCAGAAGCAGCAGAAAGAGCAAAGCAGACAUGGAAAACAAAACGCACGUGGAGGCACAAAAAGAAUAUAACAUUUUAAAAAUAAUUCUGCAUAGGUAAUAUUAAAUAUUGUUUAAAAAAUUCAAAAGAUGAGCAUAAAUUGAAGUCCUUUCCAUAUUGUUUUUUGAGACUGACUUUACUGUUUAUUUUACUGGCUGGAAAUGCCUCAUUCAAUCAUUUUCCCCUAAAACAGUUUCCUGAAAAACAUCCUCAAUUUUGCUUAGGUCCAAGCAAAAAUUGUGCAGUUGUGAACUGAUUAUCAACAACAGUUAAACUGGACACUAUUAUGUGACUGUAGAAUUUAUGAAACAUUGGUCGGUAGUUCAAAUUUAAUUUCUGGGGGGGUUUUUCUACAAGAUUCAAACCUGCUGUUCACAGACGGUAUCACAAAUCAAGUAUCCAGGAGUCACAAAAAUAAUUCUGUAAUAAUAAAGCCCUACAGGAGAACAUAAAUAUAACUUACAGUCCUAUACUUAGUCAGAUCAUUUUAUCUCCAGGUGGGUCUCACUAAAUUAGAGAAAGUUAAUUUAUUUGAGUAAAAAACAAGCGGGGAUAGCUCAACAUAAACAGGUGCCAAGUCCUGCUGGGAAAUUAAAAUCUUUUCAGCGGAGGAACAAAUGAAGAGGUCUAAAUUUUCCGGUGAACAGCUGCACUUACACUGGACUCGAUAAAGCACAGUGGACCAUACGACCAGAUGAAAUGGCCCCCCGCAUGGCUGGGGAACCGCCACACUGGACUCCAGAUUGGAUUCAAAUAGAAUGAAAAUUUCAUUCAAGAAAAAGUAGCAGUCCAGUCCUUCCUGGACUUUGCUUCACAAUCGAUUUAUGCCGCAAUCUUCCUGUUGCUUGUGCACUUAUUUUCUACUGCAUUUCUUCCGUCUAAUAAACCUUCUGGCUAAUUAUGCAAAGUAAAUUUGCACAAAGUAAAUCUGUGCAACGAAUGUUGCAGACAAAAUUCUAAUUUGUUGAGACUCACACCGAAAACAUCAAAGUACAAAACCUGGAGCUAAGACACUGUGACUGAGGAAAUGGAAUCAUUUCCCUUCCUCAUGUUUGAAUUCGUGAACUGCCGUAAAACCUCCAGAAGAAAUUGAGUCCAGCCUGAGCAGAGUUGGUGAUAAACGCACAGCUUGUUUGAAAACGGAGGCUGGAAUAUUAUUGUCUCCAUGAAUGGAUGAAUCAUAUCUGCUCCUUCAGACCCAGCCAGCCGCUUUCGACGUGCUACGUUUCUGAGAGUACAAAGCACAUCCAGCUGGCCGCUUAACGCUAUUUCAGUUUUCAGUCUUUAUACAUUCAGAGGAUCUCUGCACAGAAAAGGUAUUCCUGAAACAUAAAAGCUCCGAUGUUUGUCGAGUAAAGAAAGUAAAGCCUCUGUACUGUUAAAUUAUGGCAUCAUAUUAAGAAGGCCAUUGCCAGUGGUUUGAAAUCUGUCCAUCCUAGCAACAAAUCAAAUAUAAUACUCCAACCACAGCUGUGGUGCUAAUGCAACACUUAGCACCACUACAGUACAUUCCUGUACUGUAGUCUGUACAAUCGGAAUAUUAUAAUAUUACAGAAGCACUUUGGUACUGAUAAGAAAAGAUUCAAUUUGUUUGUCUUGUUCGUCAUAUUCAAGCAAGUUCAGGUCAAAUACAGAGAAACCACAGAAAAAAAGCUUUUUUCUUUAAUUGGAAUCUAGAAUGAAUCAAAUUUGUUUUAAAAACAAAGGAAUCAGAUUUUGAUGCUGUACAAAAUAUUUUUCUGCCUUCAGAUAAAAACAAAGUCUCAAAAGCAACACUUAAGAGUCACAACCUUUCAAAAUGUGCAGACGCACAAAGCAAACUACAUGUCGUCGCUUGAGAUAAAACUGGAAACAUGUAUGUAAAAGAAACUAAAAUAUUUUAUGUUGGAUGAAGUGGAGUUUAACCCUGUCAUACAUAACAUGUAUAUUAAAUGCAUUCAUUUAUAGAUUUUAAAAUCUAAUGCAAGUAAUUCUUACAAUAAAAUUAAAUACAUUUACCUUUAAUAGAAACUUUAAAAAAAAAAAAUAUAUAUAUAUAUAUAUAUAAAUGUUCUCAAAAUAAGUUUUAAGUAUGUGCAUCAGUUUUACCUCCUGUCUGUUUUGGAGACACAAUAAUGCUUUUGUGCCCCGUUAGAACUGGCUGAAGUAAGUUUUCUUGUCCUGUUUUAGUAUGUUUGAUGGGGGAAAACAAUGCUCUUCUGUGUCAAACAGUACAUUUUAAAGUUUCACAUUUCCUCAAGGUUCUAACAUUAAGAGUGGACCAGACGGACGAUGUAACAAUUCUACACUGCUGCUGACUUUAACUCAACUUUAAUUUGAUGCUCGACUCAGGUUUAUGCUCUAAAUGAGGAAAAGUUGCUCAGUGCCUUCCAAAAGUAUUCUUACCCUUUGUAGUUCCUCACAUUUUGUCUCCUGUCAUUCAAAUACACAAGCUUCAGCGUAAUUUAUUUGGAUUUUAAGUGAAGUAGUAAACUUCACUUUCAAGUAGGUGCAAACUGAAACGUAAAGGACAAAUGCAUUGAUGUGGUGGGAAUUUGUAUCCACUCCCGUUUAAUCGGAAACCCAUAAAUGAAAUGCAAUGCAACCAGUUUCCUUGAGUGUGUAGCUUAAUGUAGGUGCAAAACCAAAUGUUGUGUGAAGAUUUUAAAGGUUAUUGAAAAAGUUUACUGGACCAGCAGCAUCAUGAAGAACACUGAACACAGAUGGGUCAGAGUUGGAUUGGAAAACAAGAUCCCAAACUUUGAACAUUCCACGAGUUUCUCUUCAAUCCAUCAUCUGAAAAUGGAAAAAAAAAAGUAUUGCACAACUUCAAACCUACCAAUAUUCAGCCUUCCACCUAAACUAAUUAGUCAAGUUUGACCUUUCAGGAAAAAAAGCAAAAAGAAAGUAAUUAUUGAAAAAAAGUCUGAUUUGCAGUUUGCUUCAAACUCAGAAAAUACAUAGAAGAAGAUUCUUUGGUCGCUUUCCAUUAAACCUGCAAUCCUGAAUAAUCAAUCGGAGCCACAACUGAAUUGCUUAGAUCUAAUAUUAUACAUGUGUCAGAGAAGCAGAGUUAAAUCUCAGCCCUAAAUCUCAUUGAAAAUUUCAAAAUGUAUGUUCAGACACUCUAUUCAGUCUGAGAUAUUUUGUAAAGAAGAAAAAACUAGAUGUCCAAAGCUGCUAUAGGCAGACUCAAGGAGUGCUCAUUUACAUCCCUGUUCUCAGCAAUGUGCAGCUUUCUCUUGGUCCUUUACAUAAAAUCCCAAUAAACUACAUCAAAGUUUGUUGCAAUGUCACAAAAUGUGAAGAAAUUCCAGAAAAUUUGUUUGUAAGCCUCUGUACCUUGGCCAGGUUCACCCAACGGCUUUGUGCCAGGUUGCUUUCCUGCAUCAUUUCUGUUGCUCCAAGCAUCUCCAACAUUAGUCUCCCUGAACGUAACUUGUUUUCCUGCGAAGGUUCUCGGUUCGCUGAACAUUUGGAUGGACAAACUGUCUGCAGACUCCCGGAUGUCUGAUGGGAGGGAAACUGUCUGUCCUGCUCAUUUUUCCGAGCCGUUCAUCAGCAGUGGCAGCAGAGGGGAGCAGGGGACGGCCGGCUUUUUGUUGGUUUUUUUUUCCACUUGGUUGAUGAAUUUGGCUUGGAGAGAAGCUGUGGAGUCUCCUGCUGCUGCUUCUGCUUCCGGGCGGUUUGACGAUGGGGUCAUAAACUCAAACGUUUUUGACUCUUAUUCAGAGCUAUGGGCUCCUCACAUUCCUCCUUCUACGCUCCCCUUCUCCUGUCUCUUGCCCUUAAGUCUCUUUCUAUUCAUCUCUUCUUUCCUAAAUUCCUCAGUCUCUUAUUUCAUUCUUCCUCUCUCUUUUUCCUUCCUCUACGUUUACUCUUCAUCUCCUUUAUUCUUUACUUUCUCUUCUUUCCUAACGUCAUCCUUUCAAUCUCCAAUCCUUUCCUAUGCAGCCUUAAUUUCCUUGCAUCCUGCCUUUUGUUCCUGUCCUCCUUCCACUUCCUCCUCUUAUGCUGCGUCACUCGGAGGAGGAAGGGGAACAGAAUAAGGACAGAUUUUUCUGUCCUGCAGCUCUGACAGCAGCUCUGCUUCAGCUCAGCGACAGCCGCGCAGACGAGGACCGUCACGCCGAUGCACCAAAACCUGACGUUCCCAUCGGCCAAUCAGAUCGAAUCGCAGAGCAGCGCUAGUGCAGGGAUGAAAGGUUUAAGGGAUUUAACAAAAACUUGAUGUGUCUGUUAGUAAAUUUUGAUUUUUAUGUUUUCUCCCCUUUCACCGCUUCAWGUCUCCAUUAAAUUUUUUCCCUUUUUUGCUCUGAAACUUCCCCUCCUCCCUCUGCUUGCUUUUUGGGGCAGUCCUGAGCUUCUGCUGCUCACCGAUCCGGCCGAUCAUCAUCAUUUCUGCCGACGUUUCCCUUCACUGCUUUUUUCUGACAUCCUUUUUUAGUCCGUCAGCCAGCCUCUUUUUUUUUUUUCUCUUCUCCUCUUCGUCACUUGCUUUGCCUUUUGUCAUCCUGUCUGCUUCUCAGGUCUCUCAGGUCUCAUCUGGACUAAUUACGUGAGGACUGAGUACUCGGAUCAUUCCACUUUUGGACCUCUAAAUCCUAAUUCACACCUCGAAGGUGACUGUUGGUUAAUAUGUCACAGUUUGGAGGCAAACAGGAGCUCCUGUUGUCUGCUGAGAAAUUAAUGUGACUAUGCCGAUUCAUGUGUAAAAUUUGGAAAGUGACUGCAGCAGUUCUGGGCCUGCAACAUGAAGCAGUUUAACACAUCUAAUGUGUAAAUCCAUCUACCAUCAUAACUAACAACCUAACACCAGAUCUAUGUCCCAGUUUUACUCUUAAUUGAGGAUUGGCGGAAUCUCCGUAUAUGUAAUAAUUUUUUUUUUUUUUUUGUACAAACGCACAAGUAAAAGCUGUAUGAGAUGUAAACAAAGGGUGCUGAAUUAGUGUUUCACUUCAUAUUACAGGUGAAUUUCAGUAAAUACGAAUAUCAUUGAAAAGUACUCACAUUUCAGUCGUUCACUUCAAGAAAUCAAUAGAAAUGAACUUGAAACAGAAAACUGAUUAACAAAUUUCUGUUGUUUGAGAUUGUUUUGAAUUAAAUGACUAAAAAGUAAAUUUUUCUUGAUCUUCUAAUUUGCUGAAAUUUACUUGCAUUUUGCCAAAUCUUGCAUUAUUAAGAUCUGAAAGUAUUAACUGGACUCGUCAAACAUAAAAGUAUUUAAAUGUGUCUAUUGCUUCAUCUCUGACAAUUCAUAAAGCUGCUUUAAAACGGUCCAGUCCAGCAGUGUUGAAUAACAACCACAAUGGGUUGAACUUGCUUGAAUUUCAUUUUCUGGCAGCUACACAUAAGCGGAUGUUUUAAUAUCAAUGAAUAGACGGGUGACAUUAAUGAGUAAAUACUACGUCUCAGAACAUCUAUGUCCAAGUUUAGUUCAGAGUAAAACUGGAUAACCAUUCAGAAACCCAACUGAAUUCAGAGCUAGUUCAUGUUGGGCCUGAUCACUUUCUCUGCUACCUGAAUUCAGUCGUCUUAUUUAGGUUUGGUCCUCUUGAGCAUAUUUUGGUCAGGUAAAAUGCAUUUUAUUAUGGCCAAAUUAAAACCUCACAGAUAUUUCUGUAGAUCUACACUACUUCUACUUAACCGCUUAGGCCACUUCAAUCAUCCCCUGAUUAUAAUUUAUUCAAUUCAGUUUAAUGCUGUUGAAAAGUAUUUGCAUCUUUGACUGUUUCUUCGCUUUUUGUCACACACAAAUGUUUCAGAUGAUGAAACAAAAUUUAAUAUGACAGACGACCAGGUUUUUUAAAAUUUAUUUAUUUAAUAAACUGUUCACUGGCAAUUUUUCAUUGAUAAGGUUCAAACCAACCUGGCCCAAGGCAAUAGGAUAUUUGCCACCUAAACCUGAUGGGUGAUCCAGUCACACUUGGUGACAACAAUGAUAUCCACCAGUGAGAAUUAUUGUGGUGCACUUUUUUUUGCACAAUUGAUUUAAUUUCACUACAUUGAAGGGUUUGCAAGCUUUGAUAGUGCAUUUAAGUUUUUGAGAAAGCAUUUUUAUUGGAUUUAAAUUUUGCCUUAAAUCAAAGAUUUGAUGUGAGAUGGACCAUUUGUGGUAUUUAUUGGCUAGGGUAGAUGGUUUCCUUUGAAAUUUCCCAUGCAUGCCAUAUUUUUUCUUAUUGUUCAGUCAUGAACACUGACCUUACCUGAGGCAAGUAAGAGCUUCAGAUGUUGUUCUGGGUUGUUUUGUGAUGUCCUUGUUGAGUCGAUGCUCACCGACCACUCUUGGGGAAAGUUCUCCCCAUUGCUAUUCUUUCUCCACUUGUAGAUGAUGGCUCCAGUCCAAAAACAGCUUUAGAAAUGGAAAUAUGCAGCCUUGUCCAAACUGAUAGAUGUCAGAUUUUGUUGCUCAUCUUUUCAAGGCCGUUUUCUUUUUAAGAUCUUUUAAGCCUACUUGCUGUCAGAUGGGUUCUAAGCAUUUCUGUCCUGGUCUGGUAGUGAUCAGGCCUGGGCGUGGCUGGUGAAAUUGAAUGGAAAAAUGUGAGCAAUCCCAGUAAAUUUACAGUUCAGCAAAAUAAGGAAUUAUAAUUUCACAUAGGUUGGUGUAGACAGCGUUUUUCUCUUUAAAAAGUGAUAUAAUUAAGCUUCUUUGUAAUUAGACUUUAUCCGUCUGAUUUAAAAAAAUAAAAAUAAAACAAAGAUUUCUAGAAUUAAAGUGUUAAAAACAAAGUUGGAAAAAAAAAUAUUAGGUCAAAAAGCACUUCAAAGCACAGCCCCUCCAGAAGAUGAACGAGUCCUCUCCAUUUACUGAAAUAAAUUUAAGCAUCUUUGCUAUAAAACUCUCCAGUUGCAAAGUUUGAAGGGGCCUGUAUGUUUAUUCAGCCAUAUUUCUGCAGCUCCACAGACACCUUAGUUUGAACGAUUAAGACAUGUGCCUUCACUUUGCGAUUUUAUUUACAAUUAGCGCUUCCCUGAAAUAAGAACAGCUGAAACAUCCUGCCUACGUGAUGUACAAAGCAGAAAACUAGAUCAUGCCCAGUAGAGCAAACAUUUAACAUUUCCAAAUGAAACUGUUUGUCUAAAAGUCUUCAGUUUACAGCAGCUGUUCACUCCCAUGUCACCAGAGAGCAUCACUCAAAAGUUAUUUAAUUGGACAUUCAUGGUAAUACAUGAUAUUAAGGGUGAAACUGGGACACAGGCAUGUUGACAUGUUAGCCUUCAGUUUGUUUUCUUGUAAUUUGGACUGAAACUGAAACAUGGCAUGUUGAGCUAAAAGGCUGUUGGAUUAAAAUGAAACCAAACCAGUGUUUCUGAAAGGAUCGGUGCUUAUACGCGAGGGAAACUACAUUAAGUGUUUAUAGCCAACUUGUUUAUGAAAUGUAGGAGCGGAUUAGCUAAUCCAGAUUUAGAAAAGCUUAAAUCUGACCAGAAACACUUCAGAUGUGUGUGUAUAUUAGUAUAAAACCAUUUAGUUUUUGUUUUAGAGAGAACAUGUAAAAAAAGAAAAGAAAAAAAUGUCAUCUAUGUUUUAUAUAAUCAAACUUUUUUUGUAUUUUUAUACUUGAAGAGGAUUCAUAAGCAUGGAACACAUUUAUUCUGUAAAUUCUUUAUUUUUCUGCGUUAAAAGAUUUUAUUUUUUCUGCGAACCAUGAAACCAUAAUCACAUGUUGCCGUAGAGACCAGAAAACACUCCUAAUGCGAAUUGUAAAAUAGUGCCACCACAUUUAUUUAAAAAAAAGCACAUAAAACAAUCCCGUCACUGAUGAGACAUCCCGUUUGUAGCCGUUUUAUUCUAUUCUAACCAACAGUGUGUCGGAUUAUACAGAUUCAACUGUUUAUCGAUGGUUUCUUGGUGAAAGUGUGAUUGUUCAACCAUUUGUGGAUGUUCAGAUCAUGUAUAUAAACCCAAAUAAUAUAUUACAAAUUGAUUUUAUGUGAUUUUUAUAUAUAUAAAUAUAGAGGGGGGGGAAAUACUCCAAAAUGGCAUGCAUACUGUAAACAUUCCUGGAAAAUCUGCACGCCGGCUGAACUGACGUCUCAUUUUAAUUCUGUGUAUACCUGUGAGUGUACCAUAGAGUAAAGAAAACUGUACAGCGACAUAUAGAUUUUUGUAUUCUGUUAAAAGCCCRUCAGAAUAACUGUCAGAAUAAAUAAGAAAAAUAAAAAAUCAAUUAUCACACUUAUGAAGAAAGAUAUCUAAAAGAUAUUUAUCAACUAAAUGCUGUUCCUUCAGUUUGAAAGUGAUGCUUGCUGUGUGGGGUAAGUGUUUGUGAACUGUGAAGAAGAAUGAUAAACUACUACAAAGUCAGUAUACUGUAAGUACAAACCAACUAACUAAUCCGUUCAGAACAAAGCACAAAUCUGUGAAUGGAAAAAAAACAGAAAAAAAAACAUUGCUGCUUCAUGUGAGAAAAUCCAACAAACGGGUUGCUGCUUUUUGUACGUUCCUGUUGUGUUUUUGUGACAAUAAAGGUGACCCUCUGAUACACAA
This is a messenger RNA of Poecilia reticulata (guppy), 12857 nucleotides long. NCBI's taxonomy places the organism in Eukaryota, Metazoa, Chordata, Actinopteri, Cyprinodontiformes, Poeciliidae. The record is from RefSeq and is a predicted model, not a curated record.